AUGACCUCUCGUAGCAAGCACGGACUUCCUCCCCAACUAGCCGACCUUGCAAGUGGUCUCUUGGCCGGGAAUUUAGAGGACAUCUACACUGCGCAAGAGAGAAUCAGCGCAGAAACUCCUCCUCCUGCGUCCAUUUCAAUUAAAGUCCGCACCCGGACGAUUAGCUAUCUUGCCGCGCUUUCCACGACGCUCAGGAAAGAUUAUGCCAAGAGUCCUGGCAGUCCACCACUAAAUGUCGACCUACUGCGGGAUGCCUGGCCAAAUGUCUGUCUAUGGAUACAGAAAGUCUACAACUCGUUCUCCGAUGUCGAAGACUACAAGAACGAUGAUUGGGAUCUCAUGACCGAGGUCGUCAAAAUGAUAUUCCAAAUCAUUGUGUGUUACCCCGGCAUGCGCCAAGCUAUUCUUUCCAAAACGACCUUGACACAAGUCAUUGGACUCCUCACUCAUCUGUGGACCCUAGAAGGCGAAGGCCGCGUCUCAGUCAUGCCGAUCGCCUCAUAUAGCGCGACCAUAGCCCUCCGGGCCGUCCUAGGACUCAGCAUCUUAAAGCCUAAUUCCGAGUCACCCGAGUAUGAACCUGACUUGACCUUUUUUUCGGUGUUCUCAAAUCGCUUCGAACAUCCCAAGGACUUAGUCCGACUGCUCCUCACUCAUCUCAACAACGCUGUCAACAAACACGCCGACUUCGAAUACAUUAUGGCUUCAGUCGAAGUGAUGAGUCUCACACUGGCAAGAAAGAGCGAUGAUAUUUCUCGGGAGUUUGUCAGCCAAACUCCAAUCAAGUUGAUCCUUUCCGUACUUGAUUGGGCUGCGGAAUCAAAGGGGCCUAUGCAUAGCAUCUCGCACAUUGUAGAGAGAUGUUUAGGCGUCAUCGACUCCAGCAGGAGUGUCACAAACGGGACCAUCUGGUACUGCCAGCUUCUUGCAGCCGAUAUUCUCCCUAUCAUCUUUCGAUGUCACCGUUUCUAUGACGCGAAAAAAAAUCCUGAAUCGUCCGCAUAUAUUCUAAAAGGAGUCACCAAAAUCAUACACUUGUUCACGGACUCUACGUUCUCUCGAUCUUUGGUCGGUCACGCAAAGCGCGCCCUCCACCGACUUCCCUCUGACCAACUCCACCAUCCUCCGUUUAGUGGUGCUUUGUUAGCCGACUGGAACACUUUCACGACAUUGGUGGCCGAACGAGUUGCUUUCAAGACUGAAUACGACCUGCGUGAAUGGAAAAGGUGCUUUCAUCCCAUGUGCCCGAGUUUCCAACUUGAACUCAGCAAAAACUCGAAACUUAAAGCCUGUGGAGGCUGCCAAGGCGUCAAAUACUGCUCAAAAGCAUGCCAGAAGGCCCAUUGGCCCUUGCACAAGCGUUCUUGCUCUCCAGAUAACAAGCCCCCUGCAACGCUUGCGGAACGCAUGACUCUGAUGGCGCUGUCAUAUGAUGACAUGCGCUUCCUCUUAGCUUUAGCCCGCCGAGAUGUCUUGACCGCGAAACCUCAGCUGAUCGUCCAACGAAAGUCGAUUCAAAGUACCAGUGGCACAACGCUGGGUUCCGAAAUCUACGAUGACCCCUUGCUUAGAAAAUUUGCUCUGGCUCGUAUACCAUUCUAUGUCGAGCUAUAA
This is a messenger RNA of Mycena indigotica, 1614 nucleotides long. Its product is annotated as MYND-type domain-containing protein. The record is from RefSeq and is a predicted model, not a curated record. Lineage: Eukaryota; Fungi; Basidiomycota; Agaricomycetes; Agaricales; Mycenaceae. The transcript has 5 exons. Bases 1 to 1614 code for a protein of 537 amino acids.